Cinara cedri is the source of this 2892-nucleotide messenger RNA. Lineage: Eukaryota; Metazoa; Arthropoda; Insecta; Hemiptera; Aphididae. The record is from the annotation of a GenBank genome assembly.
GAGCACGCAACAAUUAAAACAACAUUAGUUAAGAAAAACAAUAUAAAAUACAUAAUAAUUAUUCGGAGUCGGCAACAAUGCUUCGCGUUCGGCGGCGGAGGGUGGUGACGUUGUGACGAGCGGAGCCGUGGACGAUGACCGCUGAACGCCGACGGCGAGGGGAGUGACCGACGUCCGCCGCGAGCGACGCGCAGUGGGAAGAAGAAAUGUGGCGCGUAACCUGCCACAGUAUCAUUGAUUAUAAAUACUAUCAAUCAAUGAUUGUACGAUUCAAGAUAUCAGUAACACGCACAGAUAAUAAAUUAUCCUUAUCAGUGAUUGUUAAAAUGUUUUUUUCGAGGUUAUGUCUCUUUAACAACUUCAUGCUUGCUUUAAGAAUUUUAGAUUACUGAUUAAUAUUCUGUGUUCUGUAAACAUCAUAUUGUAUCGUGUGAUUUUUCUUUACUUACAUUCUGUCAAAAUGCCUAUGCAAAAGAAAAAGGUAAUCAAAUAUUAAUUAUUUUAAAUAAAUAUGUAAUUAAUAUAAUUAUGUUUUAUAUAGUUUCAAUCUGGUGAAGGAGCCAGAUACGUCACAAGACGAGCAGCAUUAAAUAAACUUCAAUUGUCGUUGAAAGAUUUUCGUACAUUAUGUAUAAUCAAAGGAAUUUAUCCAAGAGAACCUGCUCAUCGACGCAGAGCUCAAAAAGGAAAGAGUGGUAUACAAAUUUUGUAUUUAAAAAAAGACAUUCUGUUUCUGCUACAUGAGCCCAUGAUAUGGAAAUUACGUGAUCUACAGGUAAUACUGAUUUAUUAAAUUCAGUACAGUUUUCAUGCCAUGUUGUGUUUAGGUUCAUUUAAAUCGUUUACGUAGAGCAAAGGGAAUGAAUCAAAAGGAUUUGAUAAAACGAUAUGCCAAUACUGUCCCACGCAUCACAAUUGACCAUAUAGUAAAAGAGAGAUAUCCAACAUUCAUAGAUGCUCUCCGUGAUAUGGAUGAUGCUUUAACUAUUUGUUGUCUAUUUGCUACUUUCCCGAAAUUAAAAAGUAUUCCUACCCAUUUAAUUGCUCUAUGUCGUCGUCUCACUAUUGAGUUUAUGCAUGUAUGCAUUGCGGCUCGUGCUUUACGUAAAGUAUUCAUAUCUAUUAAGGGUAUUUACUUUCAAGUUGAAAUCAAAGGACAAGCAAUUACAUGGGUUAUUCCUCAUAAUUAUCCACAUGAAGUAAAUUAUUAACAUUUUUUACCUAUAAUACAAUAUUGACGAUUGACUAAUUGUUUUGUUUAUUUUAAAUUUAUUUAGCCUCAAAAAAAACAAGAAGUAGAUUUUUAUACUAUGUCAACUUUUGCUGAUUUUUACUCAACAGCUUUAGGUUUUGUUAAUUUCCGUCUUUAUCAUAAUUUAAACUUAUACUACCCUCCUAGACUUGGUUCUUAUACUGGUAAAUAUUAAAUCAAUUUUGGUAUAUUUUAAGUCAUUAAAACAUACCUUAUAUUUUUAGCUGAAGCAAUUGAAGAUGAAAUGUUAGAAGAAAAUGAAACAAGUGAUCGAGUCGCUGCAUUAAAUUUACCAUUGUUAAAAACUGCUGAAGAUGUAGAAGAUCCAGCUGAAGCAGAGUUAAAUUUAGAUACAUUUGCAGCGGUAAUACAAUUUUAUUAUUAUUAUUAUUGAUAAUUUAUCAUUUAUUUUGGUGUUAUUUCAGGAUGGCAAUGAAGAAAAAGCUGAAGAAGCACGUAAAGAAUAUGAAAAAGUGAGGAAGUUAAAAAAUCUUUUUGAAGGACUUAAAAUUUUCUUAAACAGAGAAGUACCCAGAGAGCCUUUAGUAUUUGCCCUUAGAUGUUUUGGAGCUAAAGUUUCUUGGGAUGUAACAACAUUUCCAGAAGGCGCUACAUUUCCUGAGACUGAUGAAACUAUCACUCAUCAAAUUGUGGAUAGGCCUGACCUCGAAAAAAAGUUUAUUUCAAGGUAUUUUCAUUUAUUUUUAGUUAUCUUCAUAGUUUAAAAAAUAAUAACAAAUUGUUUUUUCUUUGGUAUUCUUGAAACCAACCAAAAAUAACAACUACGUUAAUCUUUAAUAGUAAAUAAUUAUAUUUAAUUAUUUUUUUAGAUAUUAUAUUCAGCCACAAUGGGUUUUUGAUUGUGUAAAUGCACGAGAACUUUUACCCGUUGAAAAAUACUUUAUUGGCACUCCAUUACCUCCACAUCUAUCACCAUUUACUGUCGAAUACCGUACACAACGUUAUGUACCACCCGAAGAGAAGGCCUUAACCGACCCAUCUGUGAUUGUCAACCGAGGUAACAAGUUAUAUUUUUGAAAAUGAAACAAAUAUUUAUUUUAAAAAAAAUUGUUUACAGAUCAAGAAUUAUUGGAUGAAAUUUCUGACAAUGAAAUUGAAGAUAUUAAAGAUGGUGAAAAUGAACCUGAAGAUGAAAACAUGGAAACUGAUGACGAUAUAGAUGAAUUUGGUGAUGAAAUAACUGAAGAACAAUUAGCUGAAAUUAAAGUAUUUAUAAUUCAAAUAGAACGUUUAAAAUAAAUUUUAAUUAAAAUAUUUGUUUAGCGUAAGAAAAUGAAAGUAGAGACCGGUACGCCAGAAAUAGUCAACAAAGGAAAGUUAAGACGUGAAAAUCAUCAAAUGCAACUUCUCAAAGAGAAAAUGAUACAAAAGAAAUACAGAAGUUUAUACAAGAGCAUGAAAUCUGGUAAGAUCCAAAGACAAAAAGAAAUAAAAUUACUCAAAUACAAAAGACGUAUUCAUGAAAGAACAAGCAUAGAAAAGAAACGCGCAGAAAUUAAAGCAAGAAGAGCACAAGCUGCAGUGGCUUAAAAUUUAGAUAUAAUUUAUUUUGAUUAAAUGUUAACAUUUUAUUUUUAUGAUAUACUUCUUUAAUAAAUAAAGGUUUGAAUUGAGAAAAA